GCCCCAGGCCUGGCCACCCCACCUGCGCCGCGCUCCGGGGCACAAGUUUGUGCCGCGCCGGCCAAGUUGCGAGACCGGAGCUUCUCCUGCGCUCCUGGAAAAGUCCCUGCUUCUCACUCAGGCUGGUCCGCCGGGCAUGGUCGCGCUGGGGGCGCCGCUCCAGGUCUGGGGGUGGCUGCUGCUCGGCUGCUGCCUCCUCGCUGGAGCCCAGAUGGAUUCUGAUGGCAUCAUUACUAUAGAGGAGCAGAUCGUCCUUGUGCUGAAAGCUAAAGUGCAGUGUGAACUCAACAUCACAGCUCAGCUCCAGGAAGGAGAGGGAAAUUGUUUCCCAGAAUGGGAUGGACUCAUUUGUUGGCCCAGAGGAACAGUUGGGAAAAUAUCAGCUGUCCCAUGCCCUCCUUAUAUCUAUGACUUCAAUCAUAAAGGAGUUGCUUUUCGACACUGUAAUCCCAAUGGAACGUGGGAUUUUAUGCACAGUUUAAAUAAAACAUGGGCUAAUUAUUCAGACUGCCUUCGCUUUCUGCAGCCAGAUAUCAACAUAGGAAAGCAACAAUUCUUUGAACGCCUCUAUGUCAUGUACACUAUUGGGUACUCCAUCUCUUUUGGUUCCCUGGCUGUGGCUAUUCUCAUCAUUGGUUACUUCAGGCGAUUGCAUUGCACUAGGAAUUAUAUCCACAUGCAUUUAUUUGUGUCUUUCAUGCUGAGAGCUGUAAGCAUCUUUGUCAAGGACAGAGUGACCCAUGCUCACAUUGGAGUGAAGGAGCUGCAGUCUCUGGUCAUACAGGAUGAGCUGCAGAACACCAUAGAAGUGCCUUCUGUGGAUAAAUCACAAUAUAUUGGGUGCAAGAUUGCAGUUGUGAUGUUUAUUUACUUCUUGGCUACAAACUACUAUUGGAUCUUGGUGGAAGGACUCUACCUCCAUAGUCUAAUCUUUGUGGCUUUCUUUUCUGACACCAAAUACCUGUGGGGCUUCACCUUGAUAGGCUGGGGGUUCCCAGCAGUGUUUGUUGCAGGCUGGGCUGUGGCACGCGCAACUCUGGCUGACGCAAGAUGCUGGGAACUUAGUGCUGGAGACAUCAAAUGGAUUUAUCAAGCCCCCAUCUUGGCAGCUAUAGGGCUGAAUUUUAUUCUGUUUCUGAAUACAGUUAGGGUUUUGGCUACCAAAAUUUGGGAGACCAAUGCAGUUGGACAUGACACAAGAAAGCAAUACAGGAAACUUGCCAAAUCAACACUGGUGUUGGUGCUGGUCUUUGGGGUGCAUUAUAUUGUGUUUGUGUGCCUGCCCCACUCCUUCUCUGGGCUUGGAUGGGAAAUCCGGAUGCACUGUGAGCUCUUUUUCAAUUCUUUUCAGGGUUUCUUUGUGUCUAUCAUCUACUGCUACUGCAAUGGAGAGGUUCAGUCUGAGAUGAAGAAGUUGUGGAGUCGGUUGAAUCUCUCCAUUGACUGGAAAAAUGCACCCCCGUGCGGCGGCCACAGGUACGGCUCAGUGCUCACCACCGUGACCCAUAGCACCAGCGUGGUGCUCAUCUCCAGCAAGGCGACCAAGACCGCCAGCCGCCAGCCCGACAGCCAUGUGACUCUGCCCGGCUACGUCUGGAGUAACUCGGAGCAGGACUGCCUGCCACACUCGAUCCACGAGGAGACCAAGGAAAGUACCGGGCAGCAGGGGGAGGGUAUUCCAAUGGAGGAGUGUUCCAAGUCGUUGGACUUUCAUUCAUACCCUGAAGGAAACAAAGGAGAAAUAGAAGAUGUUCUCUGAAUCAGCAUCUGCGGUUUUGAAGAGCUGGUGCAUAUGGUUGCAUGGAAGAAGCUGGUGGUAUUCCUCUAUUGAGUCCCAGAGCUGAAAAUUCAGGGCUAAAUUUUACUUCACAAAAGUUUUCAGGCUCCCUGAAUUGAUGGCUAUAAAUACAUACUAGAUAGACAAAAAAGAGGUGUCAAUGAGUAGUUUGUUACCUUAUUUGGGCAUCAAUUUCUCUCCUAAACCAUGUGUGCUACUUGCUGGGUUUUUUUUUUUUUGUUGUUGUUGCUGUUGCGGUUUUGUUUUUUUUUUGCUGCUUUUGGGUACAAAAUGUUUUAAAAUUGUUUGAUUCUGGCAUUCAUAAAUAUCACUAAGUAUGAUAGAGAUCAUUUAGUAUAUGCCAUUUUUCCUUUUAAUCAAUGAACAUACUCCUUUUUUUCAUUUGAAUGGCUUCUAGCAUUGUGUUUUCCUUUUGCAUAGGAGCAAUUAGGGCCUGAAAAUGUUGAAAGACUAAAGAUAUAAGAACGAGUAUGCACUGCAAAGUAAGUUGGCUGGAUUUUUGAUAUAAUAAUAAAUUAGUGAGAGUUAAGCUUGUUUCUUUCUGGGAACAAAGAAAAUUACUCAAGAUUGCCCAUAUUCCACCUUUUGAAUAUCACCUCUGUAACCAGCUAAAUGACAGGUCUUCCUUCACUCUUCUUCUUUGUAAAGCUUGACCUGUCACAGCGUUUCUCAACCAAUGACCUUGAAUUUGCAAACAUUUGAUUGUGAUUAUAUCACUAGUAGAUCUCAUUACAUCUUAGCUUCUCCCCUUCUUUGUUCUAUUGUUGUAUUUUAGAUUGCAUGUGGGCUAAAUUAAAUGUUUGUUUUGAAAACACACUUGGUCACUUUUUACAAUUUUCACUCAACAUCUCACUUUAUCCUUUGGGCACCAACCAAAUGACCCUUCUCCAAACCCACAGAGAUCAGCAUAGAGCUCUGGUACUUUACUAAACUUGAAAUUUUAUCAACCAUUUUGAUGAAAGAAUUAACAAUAAUUACAGGGAUGAAAAAAAAAACAUGAUUAUAACCUUUUAUAAAAGCAUUUUUAUCUCCCAAUAUUUCAUGGCUAUCAGUAUAAAAAUAACUUGAAUC
Molecule: messenger RNA, 2869 nt
Organism: Talpa occidentalis (Iberian mole)
Lineage: Eukaryota; Metazoa; Chordata; Mammalia; Eulipotyphla; Talpidae
Gene: PTH2R
Product: parathyroid hormone 2 receptor
Exons: 13
Coding region: 137-1759 (540 amino acids)
Biological process (GO): adenylate cyclase-modulating G protein-coupled receptor signaling pathway; cell surface receptor signaling pathway
Cellular component (GO): plasma membrane
Molecular function (GO): G protein-coupled peptide receptor activity; parathyroid hormone receptor activity; peptide hormone binding
Source: RefSeq, a predicted model, not a curated record